AUGAACUCAUCGUUGCCAAAAUCACGUUCCGAAAGGAGUGACUUUAGUAUAGCACGAAUUUUGGCUAACGACCAUGGCGUAUCUAAGGAUAUAGUAACAUCUAAAGAUUUAAAUAAUUGUGUUGAUACUGUUGUUAAUCAAUUACAUGAUCAAAGCAUGAAAUUUCGACGAGAAAAUGACGAUGAUAUUAAAAAAGUGACCAAUCUUGUUAAUAGUCGUGAUUUUGAUUUAAGAUCGAUCGAUCAACUCACCAGGAAGAUUAACGAAGAAGAAGAUGACGAUAAUGAUGGAUCUAACGUAAUACAGGGAUCUAUUGCGCAGUCGCGUUCGAUCAACACAAAAUACGAAGAUGACGUUAGAAGAAACGAAGUCACAGCAUCUUAUGAGAAAAAUCAAAGAAACGAAUUAACUUGGCUACAAUACACGAGAUAUAAACCACCUAAAUUACCUAGAAGAAGCUUCAUUGGUAAAAAUACUAAAAGACGACCCGGAAUUCAUCCACGCAUACCGUUCUCUUCGUUUCAGCUUCGAGUUCUUGAAGAAAAGUAUAAAGAAAAUGCUUAUUUGUCAAGGGAAGACGCGUAUGAUAUAUCAACUGAAUUGAGACUUCCUGAAAGUAGAGUAAAGAUCUGGUUUCAAAAUCGCCGUGCACGGGAUAGGCGAGAAUCAAAUAAUGUUAUGGCAAUUACGUAAUAAAAGAUUUUAGAGUGAUGAUAUGCAAUAACAAUGAUGCGACGAAGAAUAAUGGGGGAAAAUAAGUAAACUAAUAAUAUAAUUGUUUACAUAAAUUCCAUAUAUUUGUCUGUUGUACAUAAAGUUCAUAACGCCUUAGAAAGUAGAAAUAUUAUUUAAAAUGUGUGUUGAUUAAUUUUAUUAAAUUAACUUGUAAUCUUAUA
This is a messenger RNA of Polistes dominula (European paper wasp), 896 nucleotides long. RefSeq lists its product as uncharacterized. Gene Ontology annotation, biological process: embryonic morphogenesis; regulation of transcription by RNA polymerase II. Gene Ontology annotation, cellular component: nucleus. Gene Ontology annotation, molecular function: DNA-binding transcription factor activity, RNA polymerase II-specific; RNA polymerase II transcription regulatory region sequence-specific DNA binding. Lineage: Eukaryota; Metazoa; Arthropoda; Insecta; Hymenoptera; Vespidae. The record is from RefSeq and is a predicted model, not a curated record.